GUAAAGACUGAGUAGAGACAAUUCGGACUCGCCGGACUGAAAUGGCGCACCUCACAAACAUCGCCGCUUUCCGCCGUCUUCUUCACCAUCACCGCCGCUCGAUAUCUUCAAUUCCAAUUCAAUUUGAAUCCGAUCGGCAUGCGUUUGCCACCCAUUCCUUCAAUCUCACUUUCUCUUUGAACACAAUUAUGUCGGGUAAGCAGUGUAUGAGCACCAACGCUGGUUGGGCAAGUCCUCCGGAAUUCGCUGGGAUGAACGCUUACGAUAUCCUUGGAGUGUCUCAGAAGAGCUCAUUCGCCGAAAUCAAAGCUUCAUUUCGAAAAUUGGCUAAGGAGACUCACCCUGACCUAGUUCGCUCGCAUAGUCAUUCCUCUGACGCUUCCAAGAAUUUCAUUCGAAUCCUCGCUGCUUAUGAGAUUCUUUCAGACUCAAGGAAGAGAGCUCAGUAUGAUCGUCAUAUUGUGUUUCAGAGAACCUCCAUGGAUAAACACUCUAAACAGAACACUAUCAUCUUCGACUAUUCCUCCUUCGAAUACUCUGCCAAAGAGAUGGAAGUUGUGGAAUGGUUAAAAUGGUAUAGAUAUACAAUAAAUGACAUAAUGGCUGAAAAAAGAGUGGCUUCUGGAUCAGGGUAUUUUGAUGUCCUGGAAAGAGAUUUUUAUUCGGCUCUGCACUCAGCGUAUUAUGGACCUGAAAUCAAGUCUAUGGAACUGCUUCCAAAUUGUUUCGAAGCUGAGGAGAGGUCAAAGCAUACUAUAUCAGAGGUGCUACACUUUGUCUCGGGACGAGAACUCUUUGGGAUGGCGUGUUUUGCGAACAAGUACCAAGAAUUAUCACAUGCUCAUACUGAAACUGAAAAAUUGACAUCCUCUGUAUCAGGUAUGGUACAAUCGGAUGACAAUGUGCGUGGACUGCAAUCUGAUGCGGCUAAGGAAAGAGAUUUCCAGUCUUUACAUACCAAUAAUCAAACCUCUGAUGCGUAUAAAGAUCUAGUGUUGCAUUUGUGUGGGAAAGCUGUUGCUGUGGCUACAAGGAUUCCGCCUAAAAGUCUUUCCGUCAAUGAGGAUGCAGAUUCUCAAGACCAAAUAUACAUUUAUCUCACUUCAUGCGAAGAUGAAUUGCAUCCGAGGCAGGCAGAUUCUAGAGAUGUUUUUGAAGAUUCGUCUGCCGGAUCCAGAAUUCCAUUGGGGGUAAUAAAAGGUUUAGGAACUGUUUCCGAAGAAGGAACUUGCUAUGUUUACGAUAGCACUGGCGCAAAGACUCACAUGAUUCUUAAACACAGAACAUUGCUGGUAAAACACUUGCAUUGGUUUCGGGUGGGGGAGAAAUUUUCGGUGUGUGAAUGUAGAUGUACCCGAGCCCGGUUGCUGCCAAGCAAGUAUUGGCUAUUUGAGCCUCGCAGUGCAACACACGACAUAGGAGGAUGGUACAUCGAGACCUUUGGAAGAGAUAAUAAAGGAAAGACAAUUCCAGGCCGGCGAUUCUGGAAUGGUUUGGACAUCGAUGAACAUUUUGAGGAGAGGCUUCAUCCAGCAAUUUACUUACUCGCUCUGGCCUACUGCACUUUAGAUUCCGAAGAUUUGAGACGUAGGAAAGGAACAAUUAAGGACAGGGUGGAGGCAAGGAUAUCCCGAGUUUUGAAUUGGUGUAAGAAAAGUGUGUAGUUUAUGGGCAAUCAAUCAUCAAUCCUAUGAUCCUGUCAUAACUUCUUUGCUGCUCUCAAGCACGACCCCAUCGAGUGUUUGCUUGCACGACUCUACUCGGGUUUCACGAUCAUUCGGUAAUCAGCACUAUGACAUGGAGCAGUGAUACAAUGGGGACAAUAUUGGUCGUGUAAGAGCUUCUUGAAUACUUUCUGGAAAUGAGAGUGUAAUGCGGCUAAGGUUUUGUAGCUGGUGGGAUGCUCGGCCGAGGAAAUGCCGGGGCUUGUCGAGGUUGUUGAAAAUGCAGGACGGGACACGACGAACAAGAAGAAAUUGUAAGGUACCUUAUGUUAUAUGUACAUAUGUAUUUCUUCAAAACUAUUAAAUUAAAUAUUUAUUUAUUAUAAUAAACUAUCUCAAUUUAAAAUCUAUCAUUCCAAAUUUGAAUCCAAAAGGAACUCUAUGUGUUU
Molecule: messenger RNA, 2113 nt
Organism: Andrographis paniculata
Lineage: Eukaryota; Viridiplantae; Streptophyta; Magnoliopsida; Lamiales; Acanthaceae
Exons: 5
Coding region: 42-1664 (540 amino acids)
Source: RefSeq, a predicted model, not a curated record